Sorex fumeus (smoky shrew) is the source of this 5947-nucleotide messenger RNA. Its product is annotated as probable ATP-dependent RNA helicase DDX60. Gene Ontology annotation, molecular function: ATP binding; nucleic acid binding. Lineage: Eukaryota; Metazoa; Chordata; Mammalia; Eulipotyphla; Soricidae. The transcript is spliced from 38 exons. The record is from RefSeq and is a predicted model, not a curated record. The coding region runs from base 39 to 5291 and encodes 1750 amino acids. Gene Ontology annotation, cellular component: cytoplasm.
AAUUGAAUUGUGAAAAAGGAUUCUGCAAACCACAGAUUAUGGCUUCUGCACUACAUAUUUCAAAUGCAAAUUUGAGUUUUAAUGAUACAGACAGUGAAAAUCAGAGUGAUAUUGAAAGUCACGAUAUUGAUGACAGUAAUGCCACAGAAAAUUUACUAUCAUUUGAUCAAUCUGAAGAAGAAGAAGAUCUAAACACAGAGGACUUAACAGAAGAGUCAUCUUCAGUUGCUGAAAGUUAUGAUUUAGAAAAUUCAGGAUUAUCUUUAUUGGAAAGUAAAAGUAUUCUCAAGGAGCUCUCAGUAUUUAUUUCGGGUACUCUAUCAAAAUCCCACAUGAGAAGCUUACUUAACGACUUUGUUGAAUCUGAGUGUUUUUUGAUUGAUGGAGAUUCAUUGUUCAUCACUUGUUUUAAAAAUAUGACUUUGGAAGUAGGACAAACUCUCCACUUCUUCUAUGUUGUUGAACAAUUUCUACAUGAUUUCAUUCAAAAGGAUGCUAAAUUUGAAAUUGUUUUCUUUAAGGAUGUAGAAAAUUUGUAUUUUGAUGUCCCUGAACUUCUGGUCCUUCGCACCACACUGAUACAACAUUUAAAAUGCAAUACUGAUAUUACUGUUCACUCAGAAUUUUCCAAUUGUUUGACACAAGAAUGGGAACUGUUUCUUACGGACUUUUAUCCACAUUUCUUAGUUGUGUCAGACAAGGGAAUAACAUCACACCAAACAGACUUUUUAAACAUUUUUAUCCUUCAAGCUCUUCAGAGGAAAAUAAAUAUUGUACUGCCUUUUGGAAUGGAAUCAGAUGUCCUGAGAAUUUAUGGAUUUUAUGCCUCAAGUAACUAUUCCCACAAGGUAUAUUUUGAAGAGCAUAAGGAACAGCUGCAACAAGCUUUAUUUAAAUACAUAAUAGAAUAUUUCAAAAACCCACAAAAAAUAGAAAGUUAUAUGUAUGAUCAUUUGGAAUUUGACUCAGAAGACAUACAGAAAGAGAUACAUGAAGCCUUGUCCUUACUUCAGAAUAUGUGGCCAGAAGGAGCUGAUGUAAGAAGUAUAGUCUGCUCUAUUGCAUGUGCUGUAACAUUAAAACUUCAUAAAAGAAUGCUACAUGAUGCAUCAGACAGUGAAAAUCUAAACACAGAUCCAGAAAUUCACAAAACACAGGACUUGGAGAAAGUACCAACACUAUCUGAAGCAGCAGAUCUCUGCAGAAUGCAUUGCCUUAGUGUGAUUUUCCUUCAACAGUUAUCCCUGUUUCAAAGAGCUAAGAGUAGAAUCAUUACUUGUCAUUGGAAUAGAAGUCUUUCACCAUUUCUAAAAAUGUUGAAGCACUGUGCAUUUUUCAUACUAAAACAAAUAAAAAAGAGCAAUCGUUGGAAUAUUAAUUUUGCUGGUCUGCCUGAUUUAACUGAUGAUAUUUUAUGGAAAAAUAUUGCUUAUUACUAUGAAAUUGAACAUGAAAGAGGUCUAAAUUUGGAAUUAGGCGACACUUUGAUGCAUGAAUAUGAGAAGUUGUGGAACAUAGUUUUAACGCUUUCUCAAGAUGGUGACUUUGGAGGACACAUGCCCAUUAGGACAACGGCCAGACCCUUUCUUAUAGAGAACAACAAAUCAUCUGGAGGAUCAAAUGAAGUAAUUCAUAAAUUAGGACUCAUACCUCUGAAAUCUGAGCUUGUCGAAGAUUUUGCUGGAGAUAUUUUGUCAGAACUACCUUUUCUAAGCAGUGAAGACCCAGCUAUUCAGUCUUUUUCUACAAGAGAAUUUGAUGAAAUCAGACAUUGGCAUUCUUCAAGACCUCUCAGUGAUGAUUUCGAAAGUACUAAUCACUUUCAAGAUAAUUCCAAGGAUACCAAACGAAGACUGGAAGCACAGGAAUUAUGUAACUUUUAUAACACUUUUGGAAAAAAUUUGAAAGAAAAUAGUGAAUCAGUUCAGAGUAAGACAAACGAAAAAAAAUCUAUUGAAGAAAAUCAAAAGAGACAGUUAUCACAAACAGAAAAAACAGACAAAGAAAUAUGGAAAAACUUGUCCAGACAUAUUGAAAAGGAAAUUGAAAAAAAUCCUAAUGUUGGCAUAAAACAAUUAGAAGAUUUUCUCAAAACAUGCUCUGAUAAAUCUGUAAAAUUUGUUGCAGAAAUGUUAGGUUUGGAUGCCUGUUUCAAAUUCUGGAUGGAAUACUGUUCAAAGCCAGGAGCAGAAUCUAAAGAUUUAAGCAUAGUAAUUAAUAUAAUGAAAAGAAUUCAUAUAAUACAUGAAAAAUAUUUGGACCAAUUACAAAAUACUCAUCGACAAAAAAUAGCCAAGUAUCUAAAAUAUAUUGGAUUUGACAACUUGGCACACUCAUUAUGUCCUCAGAUAUCAGGAACUGAGCAGGACAUUUCUAAAUAUUCCAUUCACAUGGGAGCAGCGCGAUUUCAGUUAACACACAUGGGCCUUUAUUUAUCUCGAGAAGAAAGAAUGGAUCCAGAUCCCAGGGUACAGCAUUUCAUACCAGACACAUGGCAGCGGGAGCUUCUUGAUGCUGUAGAUAAUAACGAGUCUGCUGUGAUUGUUGCUCCGACCUCUUCAGGGAAAACCUUUGCUUCUUACUACUGCAUGGAGAAGAUCCUCAGAGAGGACAAUGAAGGAGUAGUUGUAUAUGUGUCUCCAACAAAGGCUCUUGUAAACCAAGUGGUAGGAACUGUCUGCAGCUCUUUUACUAAAGCAUUGCCUGAAGGACGAGUGGUGUAUGGAGUUUUUACAAGAGAUUAUCGACAUGACGUCUUGAAUUGCCAGAUAUUGGUGACAGUGCCUCAGUGUUUGGAAAUACUCUUGCUUGCUCCUCAUAAUCAAAAGUGGACAAAAAGGAUCAGAUAUGUCAUAUUUGAUGAGGUUCACUGCCUUGGAGGAGAAAUUGGAGCAGAAGUUUGGGAGCAUCUUCUAGUGAUGAUUCGGUGUCCCUUUCUGGCACUUUCUGCUACUAUAAGUAAUCCUGAACAUCUCACAGAAUGGCUGGCAUUAACUAAAAGAUAUUGGCAACAUAUUGAGUUCACAAUGGAAAAUUCUGGUUCAUCACAAAACUCCUUGAAAGAUUCAAAGAAACAAGGAAAAAGAAUCGAGAAGUCAUCAUUCAGAGUUAGAUUGGUGUGGCACAAAGAAAGGUACAGUGAUUUAGAAAAGUAUGUGUGUUCCCUCACGGAUAAUGACUUUGUCAUUGAAUACUAUCACCCAUGCGCUGCACUUACAGCCAAUCAUAUAAAGAAAUAUGGAAUUCCUUUAGACCUUGAAUUUUCUCCUCGAGAAAGUAUUAUGCUUUAUGAUGCUAUGGCACAUGUUUGGCCAGAAUGUCCAAGAAUACAGAAAUUUGAACCUGAAGAAUUUAGCUUCUUCAAAAAUAAAUUAGUCAUCACGAGGGCAGAUGCCAAGAAAUAUGAAAAGGAACUGAAAAAGGAAAUCAUUCAGCGAAUUGAGUUGGAACAAAGCAAGGUGAGUCAAGUGCUGAAUUUCCUUAAACCUCAAACAUUUGACAGUCCAGAAAGUGAAUAUCAAAUAAUGUUUCCAUAUUUUGUGGAAAAACUUAAUACAAUGAACAAACUGCCUGCAAUAUUUUUUGCAUUCAAUAUUAACAGAGUGGAAAUAUCAGCUUCUGAAGUUCAUUUGAAUUUAUUGAAAAAGCACACUACUCAAAAUGAUCCAAAUUCUGAAACGUCAAGUGAAAAUGUGUCCAAGAAAAUAUUAAAAGGAAGAAGUCACAAGAGUACUAGAAGUCAAAGAUCAAGGGCAGAAAUUAAUGCUGAAAUAAAGUUGUUAGAGAACACCCUUCAAAUGCACACUGAAGAAUAUACUUAUGCUGAUCAUACAAUUGUGGAUAAUGAGACUUUAAACAAGAUAUUAUACAGACUGGAAACAACUAGACAAGGCUAUAAAUUGAGAGGACUAUUAAAACGAGGCAUUGGAUUUCAUCAUGGAUCAAUGGAAUACAAAGAACGACAAGUGGUUGAAACACUCUUCAGGCUGAGGCAUGUCCAGGUGGUAACAGCUACCUCAAGUCUUGCAUUGGGAAUUAAUAUGCCAUGUAAAUCUGUUAUUUUUACAGAAGAUUCUGUUUAUCUGGAUGCUCUGAACUUUAGACAGAUGUCUGGACGUGCAGGGAGACGUGGAGAAGAUCUCACAGGAAAUGUGUUCUUCUAUGGUGUUCCACUACCUAAGAUUGAAAGACUCUUAAAAUCUAACAUGCCCAAACUGAAGGGUCAAUUUCCUCUAAAAUUAUCAUUGGUUCUCAGACUUAUGCUGCUUGUUGCCAAAGCAGAGGACACAGAGGAUGCCAAAGCAAAGGCAUUAUCAGUUCUCCAACAUUCAUUGAUAUCCUUCAAGCAACCAAAGAUCAUUUGUAUGAUAAAAUAUUAUUUUAUAUAUUCUUUGCAAUUGUUGAUCACAGAGGGAUACCUGAAUCAAGAAUGUAUUCCCAUUGGAUAUUCUGGACUGGUGUCUCAUUUACAUUAUCACGAACCUGCAAAUUUUGUUUUUGUAAGUUUGCUGAGGAAAGGUUUAUUUCACAAGUUGUGUACUCCAGAGAGAAGAAAAGGUUGUAAAACUUUUUCUGAAGAUGUGAUGCAGGCCCUAGUGGUUGUGCUUGCACAUCUUUUUGGAAGAAAAUAUUUCCCUCUGAGUGUGAAUGAAUGUAAAAAGAAGACUCCUGAUUCACUGGUAAUACUAGAUGAUCUUCCAGAAGAUUUUGCUGCAGUGAUAGAGGAUUAUAAUAACAGAAUUAAAAAUAAUUUUGUUUCCUUCCUCCUAACAAUUUCAAAAUUGGCUGACAUGAGGAAAGAAUGUCAAUUACCUCUCUCAGAAAUUGAUUUUUCAGGUAAAGAAUGUGAAGACUCAAAACUGGUUUCUCAUUUGAUGCCUGGAACUGAAAGUAGAACUGCUAUUUCUCCGUUUGCUUGCCUGUCCAAUAUAACGGAUCAAGAUUUAUAUGAUAUUCACGUGAUACGUGAUGCCAUGUUACGAACAAUUAAUGUGAAUAUUAGUAAUGCUCCAUUCUUUCAUUUGGAGAAAUGUGAUAAGACUGGAAGGAAGUUUCCAUUAAAGGCUUAUGUUUUGAACUUCUACGUGAAAGAAUCUCUGUCAGCACUGACAACAGAUAAUUGGUUAAAUAUAGGAGAUGCUUUUAAUUUAAUCAGAGACUUCACACUUGUUCUUCAGUCCAUCAGGUUUGCACUGUGUGAAUUAUGCGAUGAUGAAGAUGACAAUGUUGUACUGGCAUUUAAACAACUGAGUGAAGCAUUCAAAGAAAAACUUUGGAGAAGAGAAUACUGACAGUGUCAAAAUAAAUUUUAUGCUUUAGAAAAUAUACAUAGUCAAGAAAUCCACCCACACUUUUGUAGUUCAGUAAAUGGCUGAAUACAAAGAACACUUUCUUUUUUUGUUAUUAUACAAUUCGGCAGGAGCAAUAGCACAGUGGGUAGGGUGUUUGCCUUGCACGCAGCCAACCCGGCCGACCUGCGUUUGAUUCCUCUAUCUCUCUUGGAGAUCCCAGCAAGCUAUUGAGAGUAUCGCCCGCAUGGCAAAUCCUGGCAAGCUACCCGUGACGCAUUCGAUAUGCCAAACAUACUCUAACAACAAGUCUCACAAUGGAGAUGUUACUGGGCUCGCUCAAGCAAAUCAGUAAACAACAAGAGGACAGUGCUAUAGUGCUAUACAAUUCGCCUGAUUGAUUAGUUAAUAUACAGGCAAUGAAGUGUAUAUAAAAGUUUAUGUACCACAAAUGCAGUGCUCUUAUUUUUCAAUACUUUUGUCUAUUUUCUUUUUUACCUUUUAAGCAGUUAAAUGAAUACCUAGUAGAAUGUGUACAUACAUUCAAUAUCUCUAAUUUAAUAAUAAUUUAAGAGAUUACAAUUAUAAUGAUACCAACUCCAUAAUCUCCAACUGAUAAAAUAUAAUUUAUUUAUUUUUGAAAACACUAGUAUUUUAGU